Messenger RNA from Trichomonas vaginalis G3, 588 nucleotides. Its product is annotated as vesicle fusion with Golgi apparatus. Lineage: Eukaryota; Parabasalia; Trichomonadida; Trichomonadidae. Gene Ontology annotation, cellular component: SNARE complex; late endosome membrane; Golgi apparatus. Gene Ontology annotation, molecular function: SNARE binding; SNAP receptor activity. The record is from RefSeq and is a predicted model, not a curated record. The coding region runs from base 1 to 588 and encodes 195 amino acids. Gene Ontology annotation, biological process: vesicle fusion. The transcript has a single exon.
AUGUCUGCUGAGUUUUAUUCCGAAGAGAUUAAAGGAAUCAUUAGAGAAGUCACGAAUGAUGCACAUAAAAUGGAUAGCGGUGAGCUUCAAUGGACAGAACCAGUUAUAGAAGACAUGUUAAACAAAAUUAGUGGUGCAAAAGAUGCACUUACCGAAUUAGAAAACGAAAUCAUUCUUGUUACAACAAAUGAAAAGUAUGAAUAUCAGAAACUUGUCCAAAAUUAUAAAACCGAAAUUUCAAAUCUCGAAGAUAAGUUGAAAACUACACAAAAAAGAGUCGCUUUACUCGCUAAUGCCAAAGUUACAGACAGAGAACGCCAAGCAGCCGUAUCUCUAAAUGAAACACAGGCUGUUAUGUCGCAAACAGUUGAUAUUGGCAAUGGAAUCCUAACAUCACUCAGAGAUCAACGAACAAAAUUACUCAACACACAUCAGCACGUCCAUGAAAUCGAUGCAACAGUUGAUGAUACUGGAAAUAUAGUUUCAAGAAUGUUUAAGAGACAAAAUAAGAACAAACUCAUAACAUACGGAGUUGUUGGCCUUUUAAUACUAGGAAUUUUAUUAAUUCUCUAUCUUAAGUUCUUCUAA